Pediculus humanus corporis (human body louse) is the source of this 2379-nucleotide messenger RNA. RefSeq lists its product as uncharacterized. NCBI's taxonomy places the organism in Eukaryota, Metazoa, Arthropoda, Insecta, Psocodea, Pediculidae. Gene Ontology annotation, cellular component: midbody; mitotic spindle midzone; centrosome. Gene Ontology annotation, molecular function: microtubule binding. The record is from RefSeq and is a predicted model, not a curated record. The coding region runs from base 1 to 2379 and encodes 792 amino acids. Gene Ontology annotation, biological process: mitotic spindle midzone assembly; positive regulation of cytokinesis; cytoplasmic microtubule organization. The transcript is spliced from 6 exons.
AUGGCAAAUUACGAACAACUUUUUCUUUUAGAAGUACUCGUAGAUCGAGUAAGACUUUUAAAAACGGCAUUGGAAGCUUUUGCUCCGGAGUGCGAAGAUGAACCAGACACUCCCGUACGAGUCCGAGUCAAAUUCAGCGAUUUUCCAUGUUUUGAAAUAACCCAAGAUUUGGCUCCGCCAUCAAAAGAAAAAAAAGAAUGUGAUUUUUUGACGACUCCGAUCGUUUUUAGCAGUGGUAAAUCAUGUAUGUUUCCUAUGGACCCCGAACAGCUAUUUCAAGAUUUAAUCAAAUAUCCCAUGGCCGUAACCGUAUUUAAAAAAAGAGCGGAAAAUCCACUUCCAGAGAUUAUAGGAGAUUACAUGUCAAAGAUUAUUAAAAGAGCCGCGGAGUGGGCUUUGGAGGAACCGUUAAGCGAAAUGAUUCAAGACACGUUUCCUUUGAGAAAUAUGCAAGAUCAAGAUGUCGGUACCAUUAAUAUGCUCAUCAGGUUGACAUGUUUCGGCAAGACAAUAAUAACAAAAUUUCAAAUAGCAGAUAAUAAAAAAUCAUUCCUUUUCAAAAAUGCAAAAACUCAAGAUUAUGAGUUUAAAUGUAAAAAGUGUAUGCCGGGUCAACCUAUAAAUCGUCCUAGAGCAUUUCAGUUUUCCGAAGAGGAAGAAGAAGGAGAAGAAGAAGGGAAAAUAUGGGAACAGGAAUACGGCGGCGACGAAAAUCGAAUGCCUCCCUGUUUGGAUAAAGAACAAAUGACCGACUACUAUCAGGAUCCGUGUAAUGAUUACAAAUCACAGCCGAGAAAAACGUUCCAACAAGGUCCCGGGUUCCAAAAACAUGAAUUCCAGGGACCCGGGUUCACUGCCAACAUGCAAAUCGGUUAUCCAGAAGAUUGCCAAGAUAAUUUAAAAAAACCUUACGAAAGUGGUAAUGUCGGACCAUCCGAAUCUCAGUCUGUUACAAUCGUUAAAAAAGAACCGGAAUCUCAUAAAACAAAAAGCAGAGGAAAAAGCGCCGACCAUAAAAAAAUUAACGUUGAAAAUGGUGUUAAAUUACCCUCGCAAAAAAGAAAAAAGAAAACGAAAUUUCAUGUACCCCAAGAAGUUGUUUACCCGGGUGUUAUACUUGGUCAUAAAUAUUGUGUCAGUCAAGGACCACCGGUACCCGCUAAAAAUGGUUGGGCGUGGAAAACAACCGUACCAGCAGGAAUGAAGUGGGAAGAUGUUAGAGGUUGGAGGCCAGGAGCUUAUUUGAAGCAAACGUGGGCUACCAUAAAAGCCGUGGAAGAACUUAAAAAAUUGGGUAAAAAAAGAAAGAUUAAAAGAAAACCACUUCCGCCGGACAAUAGGAAAACUACAGUACACAUACAUAGAAUUAAGGGUAUUUAUCACGUGACAAUGAAUCCCGUAAAAGGACCCGAUGAUAAAGAAGAUCCCGAGCCGGUGGUAUAUACCUUAGAAAGACCGGAAGAUGGAUCGGAUGCAUCGGAAAUAGAAUUAGAUCUAACGGUACCCGAUCCACCGUAUCCUCCUCCUCCAAAACUCAAACAUCAAGCACAACAAUUUUGCGAAGAAGAUUUACCAUUGAUACAACCUAAAAAAGUUUUCAUUAAAAAGAAAAAGAAAAAAGAAAAAAUUGCCACGAGAGUAGUCACGAGUAAAAAAAAGAAACCGGGUUCGGCAAAAAGUGGAAAAAGUGAUAAAAGUGGGAAAAGCGGAAAAAGUGAUAAGAGCGGGAAAAGUGGGAAAAGUGGUAAACCGAGUGCGAAAGAAAAACAAUCGAGUCUUAAGGGUAAAGGAAAAGUCGCACCUGGUAAAGAUUCAAGUGGUAAAAAAGCUCCUGCAAAAAGCACGCCAACUAAAAAAGGUGGAAAGGAAACGGCAACUAAAGGAGGAAAGGCACAACCUCCGAAACCUGCAACUCCACAAUAUAAAAAGAAAAAAGGAAAGAAGAAGAAAGAUGAUGAGGAUGAUAAACGUUCUAAAGAUUGGGAACCAGGAGAUAUACCACCGGAAAUAUUAGAAAUAAUCGAAUUAAGCAGAGAAAGACGAGGACUCCCUCCUCCUAAAGUAAAUCCAAAAACAAAAAGAAGGAAAAGCUCAGAACUGGUACCCCUACCUGAUAAAAUAGAAGGAAGACCACCAACACUUCACGUUCAUCGACACAAAGGAUCUUAUCAUAUAACAAUGUAUCCGGUUGUGAAACCAGGAGAAGAAUAUAAAGAUAUCAAACAACCGCUUAAAUUCACCAUUAACAGACCUGAGUUAGAUGAAGAAUUUGACAGUGAAUCUGAUUUAGAAUUUGAAUUUGAAAUACCUGAACCUGAUACUGCCAUACAAAUGAGUAUUUUUUUUUUUAAAACCCGUUUAUCAUUAAUAAAACCUUAA